Molecule: messenger RNA, 5228 nt
Organism: Pundamilia nyererei
Lineage: Eukaryota; Metazoa; Chordata; Actinopteri; Cichliformes; Cichlidae
Gene: znf609b
Product: zinc finger protein 609b
Exons: 8
Coding region: 739-4854 (1371 amino acids)
Biological process (GO): regulation of transcription by RNA polymerase II
Cellular component (GO): nucleus
Source: RefSeq, a predicted model, not a curated record
GCAUUCAGUGGGGGCUGGACUAGCUGGUGCAUGUCCCCUCGCUGAAAACUAACACACACACACGCACACAGUCACAGUCCAGGCUGGUUAAUCCAGUUCCAUGCAUUGUACCUGACGUAUCCCAGUCCAUUCCGAGAGGAACUUCUCUAUCCUGGAUUUCCUAAUCGCUGCUGCUGGUUGGCUACAUUGUAUCAGUUCCCACACGAAGAACCAGCACGGCGCUCAUCCAGAGACGGUGAAUACGGAGGAAUUAACCUGGAUUGAAAGCUAUUCGCUGUGGGAAUAAUUGAUAGAGGGUCGCUGGAGAGGACCGGACUUGUGUCUGGCUUGAGACGGCACCGAUAAAAAUGCGCUCGGGACUCGGCUGUUUACGCUGUGGACGGUAUCUCGAAGUGUGAUGGCAGAAGUCCAGUGAAUCGCUGGCCUCCCCUCCUCUCUUGUGUUGGAUGUCUUGGGGAGUGCGCUGCCACUGCUUUCUGGUGCUUCAGAUUUUUUUUAGAGGUUUUCUUAUAAGUAAAGCAUAAUUACCGUUGAUUUGUUCUUUUUAUGGAGCAUACACCACCAUGGGCAGACCACGGUUUGGAAUAGGAGUGUCUAGCUAAGUCGGUAAGGUAAAAUGUGGUUAAAUGGGACAGGAACAAGUAGACCGUGAGGAUUCUCUAACCCUUGCCCCUGUGUCCCAACCGUCUAAGAGGGUGUCGGACCUCACUGAGGCAAUCCUGGGCCGUUGGCACUAAAAUGUCCCUAAGUGGUGGCACUGCAGGCGGGAAAGGUGUGGACUCUAAUGCGGUGGACACUUACGACAGCGGGGAUGAGUGGGAUAUCGGUGUUGGAAAUCUGAUUAUUGACCUUGACGCUGACUUAGAGAAGGACAAACUUGAGAUGUCUGGCACCAAGGACGGUAUGGCGGCACCACCAAGUGCAGUUGCGGCAUUGCCUGACAACAUCAGGUUUGUUAGUCCAGUGUCUGGCUCUCAAGGCAAGGAAAGUAAAUCCAAAUACAAGCGCAGUAAGAACUCUAAAGACAAUAAUAACAAAGCUUCAGCUGGAGAUGGGGGUAAAAAAGAAACUACAGGGCGGACUCAAGGGGAGCCAACAGGCACAGCAGCAAGUGCAGCAGCUGCUGGCAACAAUUCCACCUCUGGGAAGAACAUGGAAAAAGUGGGAAAAGCCUCCAGAGGUGUUCUCGGCGGUAAAAAAGAGAAAGACGGGGCUAGUGGGAAAAGCAAGAAGGACAAAACAGAUGGCGCCCCUGUCGUUGCAAUAGGUGUCACAGAGAAGGACGUUGUCUCUCAAGCCCAGGUUGCUUUGGGAAAUAGUCGUAACGCAUCCUUUGAGAACACGCAAUCAGCAGACUUGGCAGAUGCCAAUCAAAUGGGGAAUAUUGCACUUGAACCUGUUGGGAUAGUACCAGCACUGACUACAAAAACUGAACCAGAGGAGGUGGAGAAUGGUAAUGGAGAAUGCAAGACGUUAAAGAAGGUAAAAAAUGAAAAGAUGGAAUCUCCUGUCUCCACGCCAGCUCCACCCCCCCUCCACCUCCUGGCCACAGUAGGCAACAGUGAGAUUGCCUCACCAUGCGAGCAGAUAAUGGUGCGCACACGCUCGGUGGCGGUGAACACAUCAGACGUGGCCCUGUCUACCGAACCGGAGUGCUUGGGGCCCUGUGAGCCUGGAACCAGUGUCAAUCUUGAAGGCAUAGUGUGGCAGGAAACUGAAGACGGCAUGCUAGUGGUCAAUGUUACUUGGAGAAACAAGACAUAUGUGGGCACCCUGUUGGACUGUACACGGCAUGACUGGGCUCCCCCGAGGUUUUGUGAAUCCCCUACAAGUGAUCUGGAGAUGAGGAAUGGUCGCGGUCGGGGUAAACGAAUGAGACCGAAUAGCAACACUCCUCUCAACGAAAACAGCAACUCAUCAGACAGCAAGGGCACCACCAAUAAUAAGACACGCGCAGCCUCUAACAGCAAGGGUCGGAGGGGCAGUCAGACACCAUCAGAACGCCGUACCCCACCAAACAGCAACACCGAGGACAUCAAGGCCAGUCCCUCUUCAGCCGGAAAACGAAAGACCAAGCCAACCUCAGACAUGGAACCCAAUUCCAGUUCAGAGGACACAAAAGGCAACAAACGCAUGCGGACAAAUUCCAACAGUGGAGGGGUGGGACCUACAGGCCUUCCUAUCCCUUCUAUUAAGACUGAGCCACUUCCACCUCCCCUCGAUCGUAGCUGCCCUUCCCCUGUUCUUAUUGACUGCCCACACCCUAACUGCAACAAAAAGUACAAGCACAUUAACGGUCUCAAGUACCACCAAGCCCGCGCUCACAAUGAUGAUGACAUUAAGUUGGACUUAGAUGGUGACAGCGAAUAUGGGGAGGACUCAACUCUCCAUCCUGAACCAGGAAACUGUAAUGGAGCAUCUAUCUCUCAGAAAGGAUGCCUGUCUCCAGCACGUUCAGCCACUCCAAAAGGCAGGAACUUUGAUGCUCAAAGUCCUUCUCCAUCUCCUGGCAAGUUUGGUUCAAAGCAGAGUAAAAAGAAAAUUGCUGAAACGGAUGCUGAAACAGGCGGUACACCGAUGGAUGGGUGUGAGGAUGGGCCUUGCCUCACAGAUGAGGCUAGUAACGAUGGUAUAGAUGAUAAGAGAGGAUCGGAGAAGUCUAAAAAGGCUAACACAAGUGCAAAAACGGAUAAGAAAAACUUGAAGUCACCACGGCCAAUUGGCCCUGGCCCAACAGCAACUCAGCAGAUUUACUCUUUUCCUCCUGGAAACCCAAAUUCUUCCCCGGGGCUUACCCAAAUGAUGCAAGGAAUCCCUAAGAGUCCCCAAAUGAAAGGCACACAGCCUAAACCCCCUGCCAUUGGAGAUCCUGCCUCCAGUAGCUCCAAAGACAAGAAGAAGAAAGACAAAAAGAAAAAAGAUGGUGGAAAGGAAGCUGAUAGCCCCAAGCCUCCAGGAAAGGGAGGAAAACUGGAGGAAGGAAAGCUUCCGUACUCAGAGCCUUGCGAUCAGGGGAGUAAGGGGGAAGGGCUUCUUAACGGCUCGUCAGAAACUCAUCAAAGUCGCUUGGCCAGUAUAAAGGCUGAAGCUGACAAGAUUUACAGCUUUUCUGACAACGCCCCAAGCCCAUCCAUUGGUGUUGCCAGUCGAAUAGAUGGUAGUGGGAUUCCACAGACUCUCACGCCACUUCACGUAGUGAACCAGAAUGGUGCUGACAACUCUUCAGUCAAAACCAACAGCCCAGCAUAUUCAGACAUUUCAGAUGCUGGUGAAGAUGGUGAAGGGAAACUAGAAGCUGUUAAAGUCAGGACAGAGGACCAAGCCAUCAGGGAAAGUGUCAAAAAGGCACUGUUUCCAAAUCAGACACCCAACAAAGAUUCUCCUUACUAUCCUGGGUAUGACACUUAUUACUCACCCAAUUAUGUCAACCCCAGUCCUGGUGGGCCCAAUCCAGGUACAACAGCUGCCGAAGGUCAGGUAAAGAUUAAAAGGGAUGAUGAGCAGGAUCAAGUUGAGGAAAAAGUCAAGGUUGAGGUUCAUGAAGAUCGCAAACCUGACAGCACUGCUCCUGCACAACAGCAGCAGCAACCCUCAGUCAUCCAACAGCGAUCUAACAUGUACAUGCAGCCUCUGUACUACAACCAGUAUGCUUACGUCCCUCCGUACGCAUACCAUCCUGAUCAAGCCUACCUGAUGAGCACCAACCCAGCCUACCGGCAACCGUAUGAGGAACGCCAGCGACAGAUGGCUGAGCAGCAUCGUGCUGCUGAGAAGAAGUCAGAUGUGGCCAUGAAAGAGCGAGAAUCUUCCAUGAAGGAUGAGUGGAAACAAAAAAGCCUGAUGCCGCCAAGCCUUUCCAAAACCCCAAGUCAGUCAGACCUUGGAAAGGCGCAGCAGCAACCAAGCAAAUCCAGGGAUUCCCCCUCUGAGCCGACCUCCAAAUCCAUGGGAACCAUAAAGGGGGAGGACUCAAAGUCCCAACAACCCGAGGGACUAAAGAUGAAGCUGACUGAAGGAGGUCACCAUGGAAAGGAAGAUCCCAAGCAAGCACUUGAAUCCAGAGGGCAGGCAGGGCUGGAGCAGGCCAUGUGGUUCAGACAGCAGUACCCUGAGAGCCAGAAGUCUCAAGCAGAAGAUGAGCACCAGCAACAACAUGCUCGAUGGAAAGACCGGGAACAUGAUCGUAAAUUGAAGGAUGAAAGGCCCAGGCCCAAGGACAGUCAAAGUGGGCCCAAGGAGGACAGCAAAGAGAGCAGUGAUCCCAGAAUCACUUCUGAAGAUCAUCGUGCUAUGAGCAAAGACUCUCGUUCUAAUCCCCAUAUGCAGUUCUCAUCACCACUAGCACAGCACCAAGGCUACAUGCCCUACAUGCAUGGUUACCCCUAUGGACAAGGCUAUGACCCCAACCACCCUGGAUACAGGGGAAUGCCUUCGGUCAUGAUGCAGAAUUACCCAGGUUCUUAUCUACCUGGAGGUUAUCCCUUUUCCCCAUAUGGGAGUAAAAUUGCCGGAACCGAGGAAGGCAGUGACAAAUCUCGUGCUAGCCCUACUGUCACCAAAACGGCAACAGACUCGAAAGCCCUGGACAACCUACAUCUGCAUACCAGCCAGUACAAGAGCAAAUCCCCCACAGUAGGUGACAAGCCACCCCACGACAGGGAAAGAGAGCAGGACAGGGGAGCUUCGGGAGACAGGGAUCGGGAGAGGGAGCGAGAUGUGGACCGACCGCGAUCCUCACCCUCCCAGCGGAUCAUGCCCUCUCACCACCACCUGGGAUAUCCCCUGCAAUAUGACCUGUCCUACGCCACAGGAAAACCUGACCGUCACACCUCAACCCUGCAAAGAUUCAUAUGACUGGAUCACAUGAGAACAAGAUCUCCCGGGUGUUACCUUUUAGACAUCAGUUGAAUGGUGUUUCUAUCUAUAUUUUUUAGUUCUUCUGUCCCAAGGAAAGGCAGACUGUUGUUGCUGUUGUUGUUGUUUUUUUUCUCCCUCCCCCUCCUCUCGUUAAAGACCCCAAAUUCUCCAAACCUUGGUCUGUACCAGAACUGAUAAUAUAACCCAGGUUCAAAGCCAUCACUCUGCCCUGUCACGCAGAGGAAACACCAACCCGCUGAUUAUCUAGUCUUUGCACUGUCAACAAAUGCAAUGCAAAAAGAGACUAUUGGACUGCCAGAACAGCUUUUUGUUGUUGUUUUUUGUUGUUGUUGUAUUUUUCUCCUUGGACU